Messenger RNA from Hirsutella rhossiliensis, 1152 nucleotides. Its product is annotated as PCI domain-containing protein. NCBI's taxonomy places the organism in Eukaryota, Fungi, Ascomycota, Sordariomycetes, Hypocreales, Ophiocordycipitaceae. The record is from RefSeq and is a predicted model, not a curated record. Bases 1 to 1152 code for a protein of 383 amino acids. Gene Ontology annotation, biological process: ubiquitin-dependent protein catabolic process. Gene Ontology annotation, cellular component: proteasome regulatory particle, lid subcomplex; cytosol; nucleus. Gene Ontology annotation, molecular function: structural molecule activity. The transcript is spliced from 3 exons.
AUGAUGAACGUCGAUUCGAUUUCCGAUUUCCUGGCAGAGCAGCGGGACCAGGCCCCGGAAGAGCUCCAGCCCCUCUUCCUUGACUUUGAGAAUUUCUGGGAGCGCAAGCUUUGGCAUCAGCUCACGGAUGCCUUGGUUCAGUUCUUCAGUCACCCUGACAGCGCCCCCCAGCGCUUGUCCUUCUACAAGGUCUUCAUUCUCAAGUUCGCCGACAAAAUCAAUCAAUUGAAGCUGGUGGAUCUGGCAUUGAAGGCUGCCACUCAGUGUAAAGACGAUCAAGAGCGCUUGGCCUUCUUGCAAUCGGUGGUGAAGAAGGUCGACAAAGAGAACUCCCAGGAUGCCCUUGUGUUCGCCUCGGUGGCUGUGGCGCGGGUCAAGCUGAACUUGAACGAGCUCGACGAUGCCAGGAAGGAUCUCGACGCAGCCGAGCGGAUACUCGACUCUUUUGACUCUGUCGAGACGAUUGUCCAUGCGGCCUUUUAUGAUGCCAAUGCAAGCUACUAUCAGCGCAAGAUGGACUUUGCAAACUACUAUCGCACUGCUCUGCUAUACCUCGCUUGCAUCGAUUUGACGUCCCUCUCCGCCGAAGAGCGCCACCGAAGAGCCUACUAUCUGAGCGUGGCCGCUCUGGUAUCGAACAGCAUCUACAACUUUGGCGAGUUGCUCCUGCAUCCCAUUCUCGAUGCCCUGGCUCAGAGCAACGAGGAUGCUUGGCUUCGAGAGCUGCUGUUUGCCUACAACCGUGGCGACCUCGCUGCCUACGACGUGCUCUCCGAAAACAUCUCCUCCAACAAGCUCCUCAACGAGCACUCUACUCAUCUCCGGCAAAAGAUCUACCUUGCCGCCCUCACAGAAGCCGUCUUCCGCCGGCCACCACAUGACCGAACCAUGACAUUUGCGACUAUUGCGCAGGAAACCAAAGUUCGGGCUGAAGAGAUUGAGCAUCUCAUCAUGAAGGCCCUGAGUCUGGGCCUCUUGCGUGGGACAAUCGACCAGGUAGACGAGAUUGCGCGCAUUACGUGGGUGCAGCCAAAGGUACUGGACAUGAAGCAGAUUGGCAAUAUGCGACAACGGCUACUCGACUGGGAUUCGAAUGUCAACCAGCUCGGCAACUGGAUCGAGGCUGCCGGCAAGGACGUAUGGGCGGCAUGA